This is a messenger RNA of Diabrotica balteata, 3283 nucleotides long. Lineage: Eukaryota; Metazoa; Arthropoda; Insecta; Coleoptera; Chrysomelidae. The record is from the annotation of a GenBank genome assembly.
GGGAUGAGUAAGUCAAGUACGGUUAUGGUUCUAUUUUCCAUAGUUUUUUAGUGAGUCUAAAAUAAUAUUUUAGCACUAUAUAGAUAUACUAUUUAAAAAAAUUCAGAAUGUUUUCGAAAAAAGAAAAACCAAAGAGGAAUCACGCCGGCAAAUCAUUGUCUCAGUAUGGUUUAUUUGAAGUACCCUCAGACUUUGAUACAGGACUAGGAAAUGAGGAUGAUGAUGAUGAUGAUGAAGACUUGGAGGCCGAACUGGCCGCCUUGGCUGGAGGAGGUGGAGCAUCACAACCAAAGAGGCCUCCGAGAAAAAUAAUUCCUCAGAGGGAGUUAGAUUCAAUGGUUUCAGAAUCAAUGAAGGAUGUAGAUGAUGAUGAUGUGUCUAUUGAUGAAAAUGAUCCUGAGUUGCUUAGUGAAUUGAAUGAUAUUGUUGGUGAAGAUCAGCCAGAUGAAGACUCAUCCCCUUCUACAGAGGCUCCAUCAGCUGCCAGUAGUUCUGAUAUUGUAAAUACAUUAGUAGAAAGGCUCAAAAACUAUGAAAUAUGUGAAGUGAAAGCAAAAGAAUCUGGAGAAUCAACAAAAGCUAGAAGAUAUGGCAGAGCUAUUAAGACAUUAAAAGACCUUAUCAAGAGGGCAAAGUCAGGUUCACCCAUAGAUUUAAAUGACGAUAGUAUCCCUCCUGAUAUACAUCCUAGUACUGCAGCUCCAGCACGAUCUGCUCCAGCAAGACCUGCUCCUGAAGUACCACAAAUGCCUACACCUCCCGAAUUACUCUCUCCUACAACCACAGAUUCACCGCAAGAGCCUCCUACAGAAGACUUGGUUAAUAUUCAACCGGAAGUACCUGCUUAUGACCAAGAAAAGUUGAACAUUAUUCUACAAGGUCAAAAGCAAUACAAGGUAGCUGCAUUGAAGGCCAAACAUGAAGGAAAUGCACAGAAAGCUGUUUUAUUUUUAAAAGUUUCCAAACAAUUUGAUAUUGUAAUAGCUGCUCUUAAAAGUGGCCAGCCUGUAGACUUGAGUGAUAUGCCAGGUCCACCAGAGACAUUCAGUCUCCCAGAACCUCCUGUUCAAGAAAGCGAAGUUCAACAGGAUAGUCCAGCAGCUGCCGAAGAGGAACCUGCCGCAGCUCCUCCUGCUUUAAUAACUGCCACAUCUAUUAUGGAAGCUCUGCAACAAAGACUGAGCCUUUAUAAGGAACAGGAAGCGAAGGCAAAGGAAGAAAAUAAUUCCAGUAAAGCCAGGAGAUAUGGAAGGAUUAUCAAGCAGUUUGAACAGGCUAUCAAAGCUAAUAAAGCAGGCAAAUCAUUUGCAUAUGAAGAACUGCCGACUCCUCCAGGUUACGGACCGAUUCCUGGGAUCAAACCUCCGUCUGCUGAAUCUGUUGAUCCUACUCCAGCACCACAACCUAGACGGCCAGCUCCACAACCAAGCAGUAGUGGAGAAAGCAAGCCUAGUCUACCUAGUCCCGAAAGUAAACCAACAAGAACAAUACCUAAGCAAACUCAAGCAGAGAAGCAAAUGGUGAUACUCAUAGCUAAACAAAAACAGUUCAAACUGGCGGCAUUGGAAGCUAAAAAGAGGGGAGAAAUGGCACAAGCCAAGGAGUUUUUACGUCAGGCCAAAGGGUUUGAUAAGCUGAUAGAAGCUUCUAUAGCAGGUCUACCGGUGGAUUGGUCUUCUAUUCCCGUUUCUCCAGAAGCAAAGUCGCAGUUGGACAAUGAAUACGAUAUAGCCAUGUCAACCGAGAGUGACGAUUCUGCUGGAAUUGAUGGCGACCUAUUCGCCAGACUGGAAACACAGUUACAAAAACAAUUAAAAAUGUGCCUUACUACUAGAGAUCACAACAAAGCUAUUGGUGAUGUUCCCGGAAUGAAUAGGUUCGAAAGGUUUGCUUUAAACGUCACCAAAGACAUGGACGUAGUUCGCGCGGCUCGCAAAGAGGGACGGAUUCCUAAAUUCCAUUACGAAACGAAAGAAUUCGCUAUCGUCAAGUGCUGUCCCGAAAUCGAAGACAACACCAUGGAGGUGACCGUUCACAGAGGGCUCAAUAUCACCACCGACAAAGACAUAGAUACUUAUGUGAAAAUGGAGUUUCCUUUUCCGCAGGAAACUCCAUAUAGUGAUAGAACUUCAACUAUGAAGAACACAAACAACCCGGACUAUCAAAAAACUUUUGUUGUACCAAUACAAAGGAACUCCAGAGUAUGCCAAAGGACUUUCAAAAGGCACAGUUUGAAGUUUGAAUUGUUUUCUAAAGGAUGCGCCUGCUGUGGCUCUCCAGUUAGCUGUCCCGGUUGCUGUUCGUUUUUAGGAGGAUUACCAUGUUUUUUCGGCUUCUUCAGGAGCGAUGCCCUCGUUGGAACGGUAAAUCUGAAACUACAACCUCUCGAAACGCAGUGUGAGAUCCACGACACCUUUGAUCUAUUGGAAGGUCGAAAGAAAGUGGGAGGCAAGCUGGAGAUUCAAGUGAAGUUGAGAACACCAAUUCAAACUCAACAAGUGGAGCAGAUUCAAGAGAGGUGGUUGGUGGUCGACCAGUAAUCGCUUAUUGUUGAUAUUUAGAGUUGCUAUGAAAUUAUUUAUCCUAUUAUAUAAUGUAUAGCUUUAACUUUUAUAUGUGGUGUACACACGAUCAAAGAAUUCGAUAGUAUGAUUGCACAAAUGAAUUGCAUUAAGUUAAAGGAGAAAUUAGUAACAACCUUAUAUUUGUCAACUACUUUAGAAAGUCACGAAUUUUUCAAAAGCAUGAAACUACAUUUAAAACAAAUCCUGAAAUUGUUCAACUUUAUCUCAAACAAAUGUCUUCUUUUCUAUCUGCUCCCCAGUAUUCACACAUUAUUCCUACUGUAUUUAUUUAGCACGUUUCAAUCAAUUUAUAUUUGUUAGAACACAUUUUUAGCUUGUUUUUGAUAAUAACAUUGUCUCUAGUGCGAAAUUAGCUUAAACAGUUGUAUUUUUAAGUUUUCGGUAAAUUUUUUAUAGUUCUUUCCUGUGUUUGCCCUAGGCCUUAUAAUUUGCUGUAUAUUAAUUAUACACAAAAUUUCAAUAAAAUCACACUGACUGAGUCCAUUUUUAUCUUGUUUUUAUAUGAUAACACCGUCUCAAGUGACAAGUGCGGACCAUUUUUAACAGCCCACAAAAUCCUUUUUGGAGCUGGUAUUUAAAUUCAGAAAAAGCACAAAAAUCAAUUCUUUGAUGUGUUAUGUUCAUGCAUUUUAAAAUGUAAUGUUUAUGCUAAAAUGAUUUUACUAUAUUGAGAUUUAAAAUCAAAAUAUUUUAAGCCA